AUGACUGCAGAUGAAGAGAGUAAGUUUAAGGAAGCAGUUGCCGAUUUGCCACGAGAUGACAACUUGCCUAUUAAAUCAGUCGUCUCUGCCUUAAGUAACGGCAAUUUCUUCACGUCAUGCCCGUCUGCAACAGAAUUUACAAAGCAACAGAAAACCACAAUGGAAAUUAAAAAAAUGAAUUUUUUAUGUAUAUAUUACUGUAACUAGAAAUCAGUGUUUAACCCAAAUAAAUAGUGUCAAAAUCAGGGUUAGCCUUCUAGGAUGUCUUCGACUUUUUUUUUCUAACAGACAAACAGAUUUUUUGGUAUAAUUAGCGACACUGACUUACAUAUACAACUAUAUAGUUCAUUUCAAAUCUAUAUCACGAGCGGCGUCUCUGGGCCCCUCGUGUAAAAGUCAUGCAGGUAUAGAUUUGAAAUGAACUUGAAAAUAUGAUUCCAACUUGUGCCUAAAAAAAGUCGCUCUCUAAAUGACAUAUCUAUGUAGGAAGCAGUUUGUGACCGUGCAUGUAUUGGCUUGUAUGCAAGGCAAUUAAUAUUACUCCUUAGGGUGUGGCCAGAAAAUAAUGGAAAGCCCCUGUAUGUGACACAUACCCUUCGCGACAAGACAUCAUCCGGCAGCCCAGCAAAGUCGCUUUGGGACGAGGAGUUGAAGGCAUUCAGAGAUACAUGUUGAAGUUGCGGCCAAUAUAUGCUAAUAAAAAUUCAGUGGUACCAGCAGCGGCAGGGAGGGCAGCUCUCCAAUUGAAAGGACCAGGGCGGCCCAUGUGUCCAAUUCGAAUCAUGAUCAGUCUGAAAUGGAUCAAUUAGAUCUCAAUUAAUUAGAGAUGAAUGAAUGAAAGAAUUAAGAGAUUAAUUAGAUUAAACAAUUCCAAUAUUCCUCUCGUGGAAAUAUGCAUGCAUUGCACCUGUGAUUCUGCCUGGUUUUGGGAGGGUUGGGCCCAAUUAAUAAUAUUAAUUGCCUCACAUACCAGCCAAUACAUAAUACUGACAGUCAAUUGAUCUGAAAUUCACACGCCCCCAGUGGAGGGGAAUGUCGAACCCCCCCCUGUCCACAUGCAUGCAGGGUUAACCAGGGAGGGUCCCAGCACCGUCUAAAGCCGUUUAUAAUUUUACGCAUCAUUACCUGCUUAUGAUUGUUUAUGUGGAGAAAUUUCCAUCCAGGUCUUGGCAACCAGGCCUGCCCGCUUGUCCACAGAAAUGAUAAUUUUUACUAUAAAAAUAACUAGACAGCUAGAUCUUCACUUACCGGGCUGUCUCACCUAGCGAGCCAGCCCGUUUUGAUAUAAACAGGCCCUUAGACAACUGCUAAAAGCUGCAAGUUUCUUUAAAGCAAUAUCAUCUAUAUCACAGAAUACAGUUUCUGUAGUGACAUACUUCGUGUUUUUUUUUCUGUCUUUAAAGUGUCUUAUGUUUGUAAUAUUUUUGUACAAUACCUUUUUGAAAUUGUUGAUACUAGUCUCAUUGUAACUCAGUUAUUCCUUGUCAAGAAAAAUAAAAAACGAAGCUGUGUGGGUGUGUUUUUGCUCAAGCUAGUUUUUACAUUUACAUGGUUCAUGUACAAUUAAUGUACAUUUAAAUUAGCUUUGUUCAAUGAAUACAGGUGUGAUUCAAAUAUCAUUCCUGUCAGAUACUUGGGUCAAAUAGACAUAAGCAUACCAAAUCAUGCUGUGAAUUGAAAUACAAGUAUAGGGUGUGUAUUGUUUAAUAAAUAUAUUUUCCAGUUAACCCAGUAAGCUGCAUUGUGCCCCAAUGCACCCUACUUUACUAGUUUAUUUCACUUCAUCUAAUGCCAGAUGAUUUUACUUAUCGAGGGAGAGUGCUGCUGCUCAUUGAGCUCUGAUUGGGUUCACUGAGUGGCAGCACUUUCCCCUUGACGAGUGAAAUUGUCUGGCGUUAGACAGAGUAAAAUAAUCUUGCGUUCAAUCAAUCAGCUACUUUUUCAAAAGCUCAACCAGGUUAAAGAUUCUUUGAUUUCAAAACCAAAGUGAUAGUGAACUAGUUAGUUGAAACACACAGAAUUGUUUGAUUUAUUUACUUUCCACAACAUUGACAAUUAAAACCUAAUUUCAUACUUUUCCAGUAUAUUGACAUUAUAUAGGUUCAGAUUUGACUACCAUUACCAUUAAGGGACCAUCAACCAAUCAAAUGCAUAUGAUAUAUUUGAUCAACCAUUAUAAUGCAAGUGUGAGUUUAUUCAUAAACUAAUUAUAAAUCAACUUCCAUGCAAUUCUUCAUGCAAUCAUCUAGUUAUGCACCAGUCAAUGUAAAUCCCUGCCCCCAACCGGGGAGGGGUGGAAGGUUUAACGGGGAAAGUGGUCAGUUUUGAUUAUAAAUUUGUCCCCGAUGAUGGGAGACUUGGACAGUAGUUAACAUAUAUAUCCUGUGUUGCUGUUUUAGUUUUCUUGACAAGAAAAGUUUAAAUACAACAACAUAAAUGAAUUUGAUUUUCUAUUGCUGAUCUAUGAUUAUACAAAACUAUUUUCCCGCAGUUGAGAGACAUGCAGGGGACAUUGAUGUCCCUGGGGGUGGGACAAUUUUGCUCUUUUACUACCCCUCCAAGUUAAAAUCCCUGCCCCUCCCCGGUUGGGGGGUUUACAUUGACUGGUGCAUUAAUUAAAGGUGUGUCAGUGCCACAUAUGUAUUAAAAGCCAACUUGUCAGUAAAGGCCACAGAGCAAGAUUGUAUUUCAAAGAUUGCCAGUGACAAAAACAAUUGAUAGGCUGAUAGGCCUGAAAUAGAGUAUGCCAACAGUUAGUAUACUGCAAAUAACUAUUCUAUCAACAAGAUAAUGUGUGUUUUUAGUACAAAUGUUUUUAUAUAUCAAUCCAAUGGCAUGUAACCUAAAAUUCAGCAGUGUCUGUGUAAUGUAAUACACCCCUUACUUCUCAAUGGUCAAAUUAACUAUACUACAUUGUGUAUAAUAAUAUAUGGACUGGUUAAAAAAUAUAUUGAAUUUAUAACUUAUAAGUGUUGAACUGGUGAACUAUUGAUGUGGAGAUUAUGCCAAGUAUACAAUGGCACAAGGAUUUUCAUGUUAUCAGCAUGAUUAAAUCGUGAGAUUGUGCAAAUAAUCUGUGUAAAUCUCUUAGAGAUAUCCUCAGUAGCUACAUUUUAAGGUAAAAUGACUAUGGUAAAGCUAUUCAAGGCAAAAAAGCAAUGGAUCUGUCAACCUUGUUGUCAACAGUAAAUUUAGCUAAGUUUAUGAUCCAUUUAUUGCCGUAUUUUAGCUGAGAAUUCAUUUAAGACAAUGCAAUACGAUAGACUUACCUUUGAAUUUAUCAUAUAUUCUUUUAAAAUGGUCACCAAAGCUCUAAAACUCGACUGGUAUCGUUUUAACUUCCUCACUCCUUAAUGUUUACAUGUAAAUUUGUCAAAUUACACUUGUUUAGGGCACUGGAAACGAGACACGGCCAAGAUGCGCGAGGCGACAUGCGCGGGGACAUCAACAUCAAAGAUUCCGACAUCGAGUGAGACUUCUGGUCUUAUUAUUUAUUUUGUGCCUAGGCCUUCUAUUUUUAUUUAUAUUUUUUUAAUAUUCAGCGCUUUUUCACAUGAAAAGACUGGGACUAGGUAAUUUGGGGGCGGGGCGGAGGAAGGACACAAGCCUGACGCAAGCGAAAAUGUAGAAGGCCUAGUGGAUUUCCCAACAACAAGGCUAAAACUGCCCUGAAACUGCCCUGAUUGCGAAAUGCCCAAUUGUUGCGUUCUCAAACAGAAUUAUUUGCAACUUAACAGCGAAUUUAAACCGAUACAGGUAAAAUAAACUCAUUUAUAGUAUAAACUUGCUAUUUUUAUUUGUAUACACGUCUAGAAAAUCGGGUUUUUUAUCAUAAAGUUUGAAACAACACUAUUUAUAUAUGUUGACAAGGUGUAGCGAAACGGCACAAAAUAAUAAUUCUUUUAUUCGCAAGACAAUCUACUGUUUUGCUUUGAAUAACUAUAUUUGCGAAUUAGGAAUGAGGAAUUUGAAAUUAGUGUUCAAAUAUUACAGAUAUACCAUUUGUAUAAACAAUGUACGUUUUUAUAUACAGUACUGUACGGGCUAAUAAUAUAUGUAUCCGUUUUAUUUUGUAUAUUUUACAAACGCAAGACUGCUUCUUGCCAAAAUUGAGAAAAUAUAUAUUAAUGUACUUGUGUAUAAGACAAAAUUUCAUGAAAGAUUCUACUUUUGGUAUAUAUUUUGACUCAUUUUGUUCUUUCGCUACACCUUGUCAACAUAUUAAAUAAUAGUGUUGCUUCGAACUUUUAUGAUAAAAACCGAUUUUCUAGACGUGUAUACAAAUAAAAAUAGUAAGUUUAUACUAUAAAUGAGUUUAUUUUACCUGUAUCGGUUUAAAUUCGCCGUUAAGUUGCAAAUAAUUCUGUUUGAGAACGCAAUAAUUGGGCAUUUCGCAACCAGGGCAGUUUCAGGGCAGUUUUGGCCUUGUUGUUGGGAAAUCAACUAGGCCUUCUGGGCUUGCUUCCUCCGCCCCGCCCCCAAAUCACCUAGUCCCAGUCUUUUCAUGUGAAAAAGCGCUGAAUAUUAAAAAAAUAUAAGUAAGACUAGAAGGCCUAGGUCUAGGCUGGUUCCCAGGGUCUUUCUCGUGAAGGCGCGCAAUAUAUUGCGUCGCCAUUUCGCAAAAUACAGAACUACAGAAGAAAUCGCGCAAAAUAGGCUGCCUAUUGGCGACGCAAUUCAGUCUCGGUUGCAGGGUUCUCAUUUUAAAGGAAACUUGAAAACCUGAAACUGAGGAAAUUUUGACCUUUUAAAGACACUUUUAAGGAAAUAGAACUCUUAAGGUCCUUAAGGGGGGACUUAACCUAAACUAUAUAAAAAAUAUCAAUUUUUGUUUUUUUGAAAAAUAGUCUACUUCAAUUAUCGUAGAAUCUUGUUUUAAUACUUUUUCUGUGAAAUCUGCCCGGAUUUUGCAUCUUUUUAGCAUUUGAACAACCAUGCUAAAAUUCAUGUACUAGUUACCAUGGUAACGGGAAUUUUUUUUUAUCCAUUUUCAUUGUUUUUUGCAUCUUUUUGACCAACAAAACUGUGAGCAAUAUAAACUAGCACUUACACAGUGUAUAACAUGACGUUUUAGACUUGUUUGGUGGGGCCGCAGGACCUGAUGGGAUACAUCUAAAAAUUAUUCAUGAGCUUGUAAAUUUUAUAAUAUUAUUGCUGGUAUUAUUGAGACAAAGUUUUUCACAUUUCGUGCCUGGAAAAAAGAAAAGAUCUGUUCACAGAAAGUCGAAGAAAGGAAGGCAGUUUACUGGACUUCAAGGAUAUACAAACAAAACGAAGACACAAGAAAAUGUACUAAUAAAUGAAGGUGAAUCGUCGGUGACACAACCAUCAACCAGUUCAGAGAUUGAUCAACCUUUGGAUUUGAGUGCUUCUAGGGCCAAAUUAAAACGUCGAACUAUUUCAAGUAGUUCAUCGGACAACUCUGAUGGUGGGAUAGACGACCCUGUUGAAGGAUAUAGGCUUGUAAAUGUUGCAAAAUUAGCUUCACUCUUUCAACUGAAACACAUGUUUGUGAGGGAGGUAAGAUGACUAACCUGGAUUGUGUAUACUGUUCCCUUGAUUACCAUAAAUAUUUUUUCCUUCAUUACUUUUUUCAAUUUGUUUGAUGGUAAAUUUUAUUUCUCCAUGUUUUUCAACACAAACUUUUCCCAUAUAUAAACAUUAUAUUGGCUAGCAAAGUGGACUUACCCACAGCACAAUUAUGUUUUAUAUAUUUAGUAUUUCACACCAGUUUUCAUUUAAUUAUUUCUGUAUACUAGGCCAUUUGAUUCUGAGCAAUGAUAGCAGUGCAAGAAAUGGUCUUAUGUCUGACCUCACCAUUAAGUGCAACAUAUGCUCUGAGAGUACACCAGUUGUUACCAACAUUGUUGUCAGUUUCGUAAAGAGGGAAGUCAUAUGAUGUGAACCGACGGGCAGUGUACCAUUCUCUGGAAACAGGAAGUGGUUAUGAAGGGCUUGUUACCUUUUGUAGUAGAUCAUGAACAUGCCAUGCUUGUCAUUACCAUCUUACCACAAAAUGGUUGAUACGAUUCUUGUGGCCGUGGAAGCAGAAGCCCAAGAAGAAAUGCAACUGGCAGGUCAAAGGGUUCAGGACUUCAUCUCAAAAGAAAAUAGAGAGCAAGCUAAUGAUGACACUGUUAUGGAUAUAGCUGUUUCUUUUGACAAGACUUGGGCGAAGCAGAGAUUUGCAUCCUUAAUGGGAGUAGUUUUUGUUAUUGCAUUGGAUACAGGGGAAGUUCUAGACUACCAUGCCCUCUCAAAAGAGUGUCGAAAGUGUGUGAUGAAGAGAAGUGUAGUGUCACCAUGGUAUUAA
This is a messenger RNA of Paramuricea clavata, 6313 nucleotides long. The record is from the annotation of a GenBank genome assembly. NCBI's taxonomy places the organism in Eukaryota, Metazoa, Cnidaria, Anthozoa, Malacalcyonacea, Plexauridae.